AUGCUUUCUGGUCCCAAAGGUCCCUUAAAGCUGACUGGUGUAACACUGAUUGCCUAUGAGACAAUCAAGAAUUUCCUUGACGAUGCUACCAUACUCGCAUAUCCCGCUCCCGAAGCUCAGCUGUCACUGAUGGAAGAUGCUUCGACCGUAGUCGUAUGUGCAGUCCUUCAGCAACACCUUGCUCCAUAAAGCUCUUACCGGGUGAGAAACGUUACAGUACCUUUGGACGUGAACAACUUGCCAUGUACCUGGCUGUAAAGCAUUUUCGGCAUUACCGUGAAGGUCGUAACUUCACUGUUUCCACUGACCACAAACCAUUGACUUUUGCACUUCGUUUCCACUCCGACGAGUACAAUCCGAGGAAAAUCGCCCACCUGGACUACAUCUCUCAAUUCACCACCGAGAUACCCCACAUUGAUGGCACGAGGAAUGAGGUGGCUGAUAUGCUGUCCACACGCUCACUGUCUUCCCUUUAA
This is a messenger RNA of Spirometra erinaceieuropaei, 476 nucleotides long. The record is from the annotation of a GenBank genome assembly. Lineage: Eukaryota; Metazoa; Platyhelminthes; Cestoda; Diphyllobothriidea; Diphyllobothriidae.